UAAAUGAUGUUUACAGUAAUGAUUACCCACGGAGAAAAGAGAAAAUAAAGAGUUAUACAGUACUCACAAACUGAGCAACCAAGAAUUUCUUUUGUACAUUUAAUGGUUCCAUUCACAAAAUAGGAGAAAUUGGUUUCAUUUGAUUCUUACCGAAAGAAACGUAUAAUCCAAUCGGGUCUUCUGGGCUGGGAAUUCCUAAAUGUUCAGUGACUUCCGUCUAGAUACUGUUGAUGCCCCUGACAGUAUGAUUUCUCGUUCUCGAUGAUCUCUGUAUGAUAAUGAAAGUUUUAUAUUUUAGUAGUAAUUAUUUCUGAUAAUUAAUGUUUGGUUAAUUUAUCUCAGUAUCGAGUGAUGAUAAUCAACUGCGGAAGAUCCCACUGAAGGGAACGUGAGUUUUGUUAAUUGGCUUUAUUUAAAUUGAGAUAUUAACGACAGUUUUCAAAAGCUGAUGUUUAUUUGUGUCGGCAGAAGACGGAAACGUCUAAUAUGUCAGAAUCUGAUGAAAUGGUGAAAUAUGAGAUGGAAAUUGACGGAAACGAGAGCGAACUCCCUUCCUCGUCGUCGAACGAAAUUCCAAAUUGGAUUCCACAGCUGUGCUCGAUUCCGCAACUGAGUUUGAUCCUUCCGGCGUUGACGCCUUUGAACAGAUGCAAAUGUUACAUAAUCUUUCGGAUGAGCUUGAGUUUGAUGGCGGCGCCCAGUGGAGUCCUUCCGAAGAGCAAAUAAGAAUCCUGGAAAUGCUUUACAACGGUGGAAUUGGUGGAGUCCGUUCCCCCACCGUGCAAGAAAUCGAACAAAUAACCAGUCAGCUCAUUAACUUUGGGAAGGUCGAAGUUACAGAUGUAUACCUAUGGUUUCAAGCGCGUAAGGACCCAGAAAGACAGAAGAAGACGUUAAGGUUCCUCAGCCCGACUGGUACAGAAGGAUCAGAGAUUACAGAACCUCCCGCAUCACCAGAAAUAAGUAAGCUGGGAGGUAAAGGAAAAGCAUUAUCAGUUGAAGAAAGAAGUGGGUUAGAGAAAGUGGUUGAUAUGUCAUCCAAAAUGUUUGGUCUUGCAAGUCGAGAGAAAGAAGGAAGUGAUAACUCCAGCAGGUAUGAUAGCACUGGAAAAUUGUUGCAAAUCGACUCCGAAAAACAAAGGGAGCUAAUUCCUACAGUCGAGGAAAACAUUGAUGUCAGGGCCAAUAUCAUUUUCCUCGACAGAGAUUUUCUUGAAGAGGCUGAUCCUCAGAUUCCGAGCCAGCAAGAUCCUAGUUUACCGACCGUGUCUUCUUCUACAAGUUCGAAUAGAGAGGAAGAGUCUCGACCUGAAGGUCAGAACAAUAAAACUGCCGAUCCUAAGAAGCGUAGAUGGUUUCACUUGUUCCCAUGGUGGCAGAAAAAAUGAUUUCUGAAAACGAAAUCUCAGCUAAAAGAGGGCCCUAAAAAGAUUUUUUGAAGGCAAUGAGGAUUGUAACUGCAACUGUACAGAUAUUCUAGUAACCAAAAUCAUUUUCACUCUUGAAUAUGACUAUCAGUAAUAUUUAUGACUCAAUUAAAAGGGCAUUAUUAUUCAGUUCAUCUCGCGAUGAGUUGAAUGAUAA
This is a messenger RNA of Papaver somniferum (opium poppy), 1584 nucleotides long. Its product is annotated as WUSCHEL-related homeobox 9-like. Gene Ontology annotation, biological process: plant organ development. The transcript is spliced from 5 exons. Gene Ontology annotation, molecular function: DNA-binding transcription factor activity; DNA binding. The coding region runs from base 648 to 1388 and encodes 246 amino acids. Lineage: Eukaryota; Viridiplantae; Streptophyta; Magnoliopsida; Ranunculales; Papaveraceae. The record is from RefSeq and is a predicted model, not a curated record.